CGCAAAGGAAGGCAGAGAGAGAGAGACCGGGAGAGUUUUUCUUCCACAUCAGUGGAGGUUUUCUCCGCUGCAGAGCAGCAGAACUGAGGCUCAGGAAUCCGCUCAAAAUGGCUAAAAACCAGGAAGUGGAGCGCAUCGCCAAAAAGCUGGAUAAAAUGGUGAACAAGAAGAACACGGACGGUGCUAUCGACCUGCUGAGGGAACUGAAGAACACCAAGAUGUCUCUUGAGACGCUGCAGUCCACCAGAAUUGGGAUGUCGGUGAACGCAGUGAGGAAACAGAGCUCAGAUGAAGAGGUUCAGACUCUGGCCAAAGCUCUCAUCAAGUCCUGGAAGAAACUGCUUGAUGGAUCAGAGGGGAAGUCGGAGGAGAAGGAGAAGAAGAAGGAAGGUUCGCCUGUGAGGUCGUCGUCCACCUCCAAGGACUGUGGCAGCAGCGAGAAAAGCAACAAGAAGUCUGUGGAAACCCCUACCACUCCCACCACUCCAACGCUUCCUGCGCGGGUCACCUCCUUCCCGCCUGCCCCCGUCACCACCGACAACAUCCGGAACAAGUGUCGAGAGCUGCUGGUGGCCGCGCUGCAGACUGACGACGACCACAAGACCAUUGGAGUCGACUGCGAGCAUCUCGCAGCACAAAUCGAAGAACAGAUCUUCCAGGAGUUUAAGUCUACAGACAUGAAAUAUAAAACCCGCCUACGAAGCCGCAUCUCGAACCUGAAGGACCAGAAGAAUCCCGACCUGCGGCGCAACGUCCUGUGUGGAAACAUCUUGCCUCAGCGUAUCGCCUGCAUGACAGCUGAGGAGAUGGCGAGUGCGGAGCUGAAGCAGAUCAGAGAGGCUUUGACUAAAGAGUCCAUCAGAGAGCAUCAGCUGUCGAAGGUCGGGGGAAAUGAGACGGACAUGUUCAUCUGCAACAAGUGUCACGGAAAGAGCUGCACAUACACACAGGUGCAGACCCGCAGUGCAGAUGAGCCCAUGACAACCUUCGUGUUGUGUAACAGCUGCGGCAACCGAUGGAAGUUCUGUUGAAGAGGACGUGUGUGUGAAUUAUUCCAUCAUGAAGCAGACUGACUAAAAUGAACUGAAUCUGAAAAAAAUGAAUUUAUUAUUUUUUUUCUCAUUUUGUAUCAUUUCUUUUUAUAUAUCUAAAACUAAAAGAUGUAAUAUAUUUGGAGAAAAUUGUCAGUUCAUGUUGUCCAUUAGUUUCAUUUGUUUUGUAUAGAAUACUUGGAGUUUAUUUCUUAUGCUGAUGAAGCUUUAAGCCAGAUUUAAAUCACAUUUAGGCCUUGUGGAAACAGUGAAUGUGCCUUUUUUUGUGCUGCCACAUAUUUUGCGCUUAACAUUUCUAUUAAAGUUGCUUUUG
Messenger RNA from Toxotes jaculatrix (banded archerfish), 1365 nucleotides. RefSeq names its product transcription elongation factor A (SII), 2 (gene tcea2). The record is from RefSeq and is a predicted model, not a curated record. Lineage: Eukaryota; Metazoa; Chordata; Actinopteri; Toxotidae. Gene Ontology annotation, cellular component: nucleus. Bases 108 to 1031 code for a protein of 307 amino acids. The transcript is spliced from 10 exons. Gene Ontology annotation, molecular function: nucleic acid binding; zinc ion binding. Gene Ontology annotation, biological process: transcription elongation by RNA polymerase II; DNA-templated transcription.